AUGGAUACUGGUGCUGCCAGUGGGUCAUCGUCAUCAAAAAUCAAUCGAACUUUAGUUGAGAAGGAACGGAGAAUGCGUUUGAGAAAUCUCUAUUCGCAGCUCUCUUCUCUCCUUCCUCCUCAACCAAGGAAGAUGUCGACUCACGAUGUGCUGGAGCAAGCCACCCUGUGCAUAAACCAGCUGCGGAAACGAGUGGAAGAACUCAAGCAAAUGAAGUUGCAACUAGAGGAGUGCAAAGGAGCAACUGAAACGACAAGCGGGCCAAGUAUAUACCCGGUUAUAAAUAUAUCAGAUUUGGAUUCUACUCUGGAAGUAAAUUUAAUUACAGGGUGGGAUGGGAAGUUCAAAUUAAGCGACAUUAUAAAAGUUCUCAUGGAAGAAGGAGCAGAAGUUAAAACGGCUGUCGCAAACCAUAAUGCAGGAGAUAGGACCAUCUAUUCAAUUUGUUGCCGGGCUAUUAAUUCUAGAAUUGGCAUUGCCACAUCAAGAGUGCAGGAGAGAUUGCAGGAUCUGAUUUCUUGA
Theobroma umbraticum is the source of this 522-nucleotide messenger RNA. RefSeq names its product transcription factor bHLH168-like. Gene Ontology annotation, biological process: regulation of transcription by RNA polymerase II. The record is from RefSeq and is a predicted model, not a curated record. Gene Ontology annotation, molecular function: protein dimerization activity; DNA-binding transcription factor activity, RNA polymerase II-specific; RNA polymerase II transcription regulatory region sequence-specific DNA binding. Gene Ontology annotation, cellular component: RNA polymerase II transcription regulator complex. Lineage: Eukaryota; Viridiplantae; Streptophyta; Magnoliopsida; Malvales; Malvaceae.